Drosophila obscura is the source of this 3847-nucleotide messenger RNA. RefSeq names its product pre-mRNA-splicing factor ATP-dependent RNA helicase PRP16. The coding region runs from base 101 to 3742 and encodes 1213 amino acids. NCBI's taxonomy places the organism in Eukaryota, Metazoa, Arthropoda, Insecta, Diptera, Drosophilidae. Gene Ontology annotation, biological process: mRNA splicing, via spliceosome. The transcript is spliced from 5 exons. The record is from RefSeq and is a predicted model, not a curated record. Gene Ontology annotation, cellular component: spliceosomal complex; intracellular anatomical structure. Gene Ontology annotation, molecular function: ATP hydrolysis activity; RNA binding.
CGCACCAUGUCAUCAGCUGUGAGUGAACAACGCCAACGCAAAUCCAUAGUUUUGCGGUAACCAGGAGGCGAAAAAACGCAGGAAGCACAUAUAAUUAGGCAUGUCCGACGACGAUGAUGCCGGCGUGCAUCGACUGGAGGGAACUGCUGGUCAGGAGGGGCGUGGCGGCCUGGUAAUAAAGAAGUCCAGAGAUGGCGCUGACUCAACAGGCAGCUUCAAAGUGCCCCAAGGCUCGCUGCUGGGCCUGGACAAGCUGGCCGCCAAGCGACGCGCCGAAAAGGAGCGCGGCGAUCGCCUGAUCUCGUUCAAGGACAGCGAAUACGAUGACACUGGCUCCAGUACGCCCACUGGCUCCACGCCCGGAAUCAGUGAGUUUGCCUUCAAGAAGCCGGACACCAAGAGCUUCGAGAAGUUGAGCCGCCAGCUGCGCGAGCAUAAGGAUGACACGCCCUCGCACACGGGCGGUGUGUCGGAGAAGGCCCGCGAGCGGCUGCGGGAGCACAUUCAGCGCGACAAGGCGAGGGGCAGAGCGCCCAAUGCAUCAACGGCCUCAUCCUCGUCCGAGGGUCGAGGAGAAAGGAGAAGAGAGCGCGACAGAGAGCGAGGUGACCACGACCGACGGCGUCAUCGUGACAGAGAUCGCGACCGAGACAGAGAUCGACAUCGCAGUCGCGAUCGUGAUCGCUCCAUGUCCGAGCGGAGUGUCCACACACCCAGGGAGCCUGGCACCCCAGGCGGCGGUGGUAUAUCCAACAGCUCCUGGGACGAUGAUGACGGCGAGGGCGGCGGCGGGCAGCGUAAUUCCGAUUGGGAUAUGCCAACACCACGUCGCCAUGGCGGCGGCGGCGGUGAUUGGUCAGUGCGGAGUGGCAGCAGCAAUCGCAGUCGCCGAAACAAUCGGCAGGAUGACUCGGCCCGGCCGACACCAGCGCAUCGCUACAACCAGUGGGCCAAUGACCGGAAGCGAACCGGUGCCACUCCCUGGUCCGAUGAUCCCGAGUCGCGCGACCUCUGGGAGGAGGAGCAGCGCCGCCUGGACCGCGAGUGGUACAACAUUGACGAGGGCUACGACGACGAGAACAACCCUUUCGUGGGUCCCAAUUCCGAGUACUUCCGCAAGCGGGAGGAGCAGCUGGAACAGAAGCGAACGAAACGCCUCAGCGCCCAGCAGCGGCAGAACAAUCGGGACAACGAGCUGUGGGAGAGGAAUCGGAUGCUCACCUCUGGUGUGGUCACCAGCAUCCAUGUCAACGAUGAUUUCGAUGAGGAGGCCCUGGAGCGGGUCCAUCUGCUGGUGCAUCACAUAAUUCCGCCCUUUCUCGACGGCCGUAUUGUGUUCACCAAGCAGCCGGAGCCGGUGGUGCCCGUCAAGGAUCCCACCUCGGACAUGGCGCUGCUCGCGCGCAAAGGCAGCGCUCUGGUGCGCACCUAUCGGGAGCAGAAGGAGCGCCGCAAGGCCCAGAAGAAACACUGGGAGCUGGGCGGCACAAAGCUGGGCAACAUCAUGGGUGUGCAGCGGCCCCAGGACGAUGAGGAUUCACGCUACGACAAGGACAACGACACGGCCGAUUAUCGCAAGGAUCAGAAGUUUGCCGACCAUAUGCGGGACCAGGACUCCGGCGGUAAAAGUGAAUUCUCCCGCAAGAAAACCAUUUCGGAGCAGCGCCGCUUUCUGCCAGUGUUUGCCUCCCGGCAGGAGCUGCUCAAUGUCAUCCGAGAGAACUCGGUGAUCAUCAUUGUGGGCGAGACGGGCAGCGGCAAGACCACACAGCUCACCCAGUAUCUACACGAGGAUGGCUACAGCCAGCUGGGCAUGAUUGGGUGCACACAGCCGCGUCGUGUGGCGGCCAUGUCGGUGGCCAAGCGUGUCUCCGACGAGAUGGACACACAGUUGGGCGAGGAUGUGGGCUAUGCCAUACGAUUCGAGGACUGCACAUCGGAGCGAACAGUCAUCAAGUACAUGACGGACGGCAUAUUGUUGCGCGAGAGUCUGCGUGAUCCGGAUCUGGAUAGCUAUGCGGCCAUCAUUAUGGACGAGGCCCACGAGAGAUCCCUCUCCACGGAUGUGCUCUUUGGGCUGCUGCGUGAGAUUGUGGCCCGGCGGCAUGAUCUGAAGCUAAUUGUGACCUCCGCCACGAUGGACUCCACCAAGUUUGCAACAUUCUUCGGGAACGUGCCGACAUUCACCAUACCGGGACGCACCUUUCCCGUGGACGUGAUGUUCAGCAAGAACACCUGCGAGGACUAUGUGGAGUCGGCGGUGAAGCAGGCGCUGCAGGUGCACCUGACGCCCAACGAGGGCGACAUGCUCAUCUUCAUGCCCGGCCAGGAGGACAUCGAGGUGACGUGCGAGGUGCUCGAGGAGCGUCUGGCCGAGAUCGACAAUGCCCCGGUGUUGAGCAUUCUGCCCAUCUACUCGCAGCUGCCCUCCGACCUGCAGGCGAAGAUUUUCCAAAAGUCCGGCGACGGGGUGCGCAAAUGUGUGGUGGCCACCAACAUUGCGGAGACCUCGCUGACCGUGGAUGGCAUCAUCUACGUCAUCGACUCCGGCUACUGCAAGCUGAAGGUCUACAAUCCGCGCAUCGGCAUGGACGCCCUGCAGAUCUAUCCCAUCUCGCAGGCGAAUGCCAACCAGCGAUCGGGUCGUGCCGGUCGUACGGGCCCGGGCCAGGCCUUCCGCCUGUACACCCAGCGCCAGUACAAGGACGAGCUGCUGGCGCUCACCGUGCCGGAGAUUCAGCGCACCAAUCUGGCCAACACGGUGCUGCUGCUCAAGUCGCUGGGCGUGGUGGAUCUGCUGCAGUUCCACUUUAUGGACCCGCCGCCACAGGACAAUAUCCUCAAUUCGCUUUACCAGCUGUGGAUACUGGGCGCCCUGGAUCACACGGGUGCCCUCACCACUCUGGGCCGCCAGAUGGCCGAGUUUCCCCUGGAUCCGCCGCAGUGCCAAAUGCUGAUUGUCGCCUGCCGCAUGGAGUGCAGUGCCGAGGUGCUCAUCAUAGUUUCCAUGCUGUCGGUGCCGUCGAUCUUCUAUCGUCCUAAGGGACGCGAGGAGGAGGCGGACGGUGUACGCGAAAAGUUCCAGGUGCCCGAAUCGGAUCAUCUGACCUACCUCAAUGUGUAUCAGCAGUGGCGCCAGAACAGCUAUGGAUCGUCGUGGUGCAACGAGCACUUCAUACACAUCAAGGCGAUGCGUAAGGUGCGCGAGGUGCGCCAGCAGCUGAAGGACAUUAUGACGCAGCAGAAGAUGAACGUAAAGUCGUGCGGCACCGACUGGGACAUUGUGCGAAAGUGCAUCUGCUCGGCGUACUUCUACCAGGCGGCACGGCUCAAGGGCAUCGGUGAGUACGUGAAUCUGCGCACGGGUAUGCCCUGCCAUCUGCAUCCCACCUCCGCCCUGUACGGGCUGGGCACCACGCCCGACUAUGUCGUCUAUCACGAGCUGAUCAUGACGGCCAAGGAGUAUAUGCAGUGUGCCACCGCUGUGGAUGGCUACUGGCUGGCCGAGCUGGGUCCCAUGUUCUUCUCCGUGAAGGAGUCCGGACGCAGUGGGCGCGAGAAGAAGAAACAGGCCGCCGAGCAUCUCAAGGAGAUGGAGGAGCAAAUGUUGCAGGCCCAGCACGAGAUGGAGGAGCGCAAACAGGAGGCGGCCCGCCAAGAGGAGCAAAUGGCCGCCAAACAGGAGAUAGCCACUCCAGGCACAACCACGCCACGACGCACACCGGCCAGGAUCGGCCUCUAAACGCGGCAGUGGAUCAGGAUCGGCAUUGAGAUCUGCAUUGAGAUCUGUAUAAACCAUUGUAUUGAUAAGUUGAUCAGUUUUUUCUAUAUGCUAAUAAAGAAUCAA